Beauveria bassiana ARSEF 2860 is the source of this 585-nucleotide messenger RNA. RefSeq lists its product as uncharacterized. The transcript has a single exon. Gene Ontology annotation, biological process: vacuolar proton-transporting V-type ATPase complex assembly. The record is from RefSeq and is a predicted model, not a curated record. NCBI's taxonomy places the organism in Eukaryota, Fungi, Ascomycota, Sordariomycetes, Hypocreales, Cordycipitaceae. Gene Ontology annotation, cellular component: Vma12-Vma22 assembly complex; extrinsic component of endoplasmic reticulum membrane. Bases 1 to 585 code for a protein of 194 amino acids.
AUGGCGUCCGAGGCGGCGGACCGUACCAUCGACGAGCUCCUCGAGCGUUACCUCGGCCUCCUCGACCAGCACGCCACGCUGCGCGCCUCUCUCGCCGCCGCCCAGCAAGACACGCUGCACUCUCUGGCACGCGCCAACUUUUCCGCCCCCCGCGGGGCGCGCUACGGGCCGGACCAGUACGACGCUCGCAUGCAGGCGUCGCGGCGGGUCGUCAUUGCCGUGGAGGACAAGUCGGCGCCGCCUACAUUUACGGUGACGGAGGAGGAUAAUGAUGCGGUUGUUGGGUCGACGAGAGAAGGACGUGGAGGAGAGGAGGGAGCUGGGAAAGACGCGGCGGCUGCGAGGGACGACCCGAUUCGGUGGUUUGGCGUGCUGGUGCCGCAGGCGCUGCGCGACGCGCAGAGCCAUGCGAGGAGGGCGGUGCAGGACGUGAUACCGCGGCUGGCGAGCGUGCAGGCGGAAAUGGCGCACGUGGAGAUUGAGGUGCGCAGGGCGCGCAAGAGGCGCGCAAAGGCGAGCGGCGGCGGCGGUCAGAAGCAAGACGUUGUCGGGAGCACGGCGCAGACGGUUUCCGCCUCGUCAUGA